AUGGACAGCUUCAGCUUCAUUAUGUCAAGAGCUGGAGGCAAAGCUGGAAAAGACAGUGGGAAGGCCAAAGCUAAAGCAGUGUCUCGCUCGCAGAGAGCUGGGCUACAGUUUCCAGUGGGCCGCAUCCACAGACAUUUGAAGACUCGAACCACGAGCCAUGGAAGGGUCGGUGCCACAGCUGCAGUGUACAGUGCUGCCAUUCUGGAGUACCUCACUGCUGAGGUGUUGGAGCUGGCAGGUAAUGCGUCCAAGGAUCUCAAAGUGAAGCGGAUCACUCCACGUCACUUGCAGCUUGCGAUCCGUGGAGAUGAAGAAUUGGAUUCUCUUAUCAAAGCUACCAUAGCUGGGGGUGGUGUGAUCCCUCACAUCCACAAGUCUCUGAUUGGAAAGAAGGGACAGCAGAAAACUGCUUAGGGUGUUGUUUUAGUCAACCCUCUUCCUGCCCGUCAUUGUACUGUAACUGGAACAGAAGAAACAAUGGGGAUAUGUGGAGUUUUUAAGACAAUUAAAUGGAAGAGCAUAGACAGUUACUGUAGACAUAGUAAAAGCAACAUUUGUACGUUCUUAGACUCAAAGUUUGAUAAAAGUACCUUUUCAUGUGGAACAGUUGUGUUGAUUGACUAGGUUUGUCCCAUAUGUUUUAUACAAAAAUGGAAUUGAUAAACCAUUUUUUACAAAAGUAAUUUGUCUCAAAGCUGUCUGUUCAUGAUGUGUUGGAAAUUUUUUGCUCAUACUUAGAAAUUUUUUGAAUUUCAAAUUGGUUAUCAUAUAUAUUCAGAAUAACCUUAAAGCAAAUUAUGGGAGUAUAGCUUUAUCAUGAUUGGUAACAUGUUAUAUUUAAUCUUCAAUGCUAUCCAUUUGUGGUACAUACUGUUAUUUUGCAUACCACUAAAAGAAAGAAAAAAUUCUGCCUGUUACCAUGUGUGCAGUGCAUCCCAACCUCAGAGAUGUUAGAAUAUGAAAAUGUGCAUUUACAAUUAAUGACCUAAUAUAGUAUGGUUACUACAAUGGCAGACCCUAUAUUAAGUGUUUUACUGAUUAAGAAAUUUUAUUGCCCCUACUUAAAAAUGUGGAAACUACAGCUCACAGAAGAUAAGUGCUUUGCCAGAAAACACCUUGUUUCUAUCUUAGAAGGUAAAAAGUGGCAAAGUUAGGAUACAAACCUAGAUUUGGUUUACUCCAUAGUUCCCACUGUUACCUAGAAUUGAAGUUAAAUUGUAUCAAAGAUUUCUGCUUUUGGCUUUAAAUUGCAGCUUCUGGUGGUUUUUUAUUGGUACAGAACAUUCAGAAAUUUGCGCAGUAUUUAAAAAAAUAUUUCUUUGUCAGUUUCUAAGCAACUAUUGUAAGAUUUAAUUUAAUGUACCAGUUCACAGCCCAUCAGAAAAUUAUAUUUUUCUGCCUGGAAGUCUUCAUUAAAAGAAAAUUUUUUUUAAUGUUUUAUAAUAA
Messenger RNA from Manis javanica (Malayan pangolin), 1446 nucleotides. The record is from RefSeq and is a predicted model, not a curated record. NCBI's taxonomy places the organism in Eukaryota, Metazoa, Chordata, Mammalia, Pholidota, Manidae.